Messenger RNA from Cantharellus anzutake, 858 nucleotides. RefSeq lists its product as uncharacterized. The transcript has 8 exons. Lineage: Eukaryota; Fungi; Basidiomycota; Agaricomycetes; Cantharellales; Hydnaceae. The record is from RefSeq and is a predicted model, not a curated record. The coding region runs from base 1 to 858 and encodes 285 amino acids.
AUGACGUGGAGAACAGGGCCUGUCAAAAAGAGGUCGCAUCAGUACCUCUUGGGACGAGGUUGGGCGCGCGGGGUGGCCUUGUCGUUCGCAGUCCAUUUCCAGAGAAAGGGCGUCCAGUAUGGUGGAAGAAAGGAGGGGUGGGAUUUCAAUACCGGGUGGGCGAAUUGUGAGCCCUUGCUCUACGAUAUUGUCUACUGGAUGGACGAUUCCACGUUGAGUGAAGACGAAGACUUUGCAAAGACUCUGGUGGAGACUGGCGGAAAGGGGAAGAUAAUAAGUAUUAGGCCCCCACCCCUCAAGGGGGUUUCCAUUGUCCGGUCUUGGAGGGACAUCAAACAUUCAUGUCCUGUUAUCCAAUCUAUCUUUGAUCGCCAAGCCUUCUCUGAAGCACAGGCAGGGAACAUAGUCCCUCACUACUAUGAGGGUUGGUUUUGGAUCCGGUUCUUCCAAGAGGGACUUGAAUGGUUUCAUCCUAUCGAGAACCAUUCCUACACGAUGGCUGAGGUCCUUCAGUCAGUCCUGCCUGAGGGUACUGCACAUGCGUACCAAUUGACAGAUUUGCAUCCUGACGUGUGCAAGAUCGCAAAGGUCGCUUGCAGUGACCUCACACUUUUUGGCUUACCAGAAGGCAGCAACUGGAGCCUCAAGGAAGAAUUGACCACCUUCCAUGCUAGGAAACGGUAUAUCUUGGCAGCAGCAGAAGAGCUAGCAAGAUUGUCCUCUCAGCCUAGUCAAAACGUUGGACUUGAGGCAAGCGCUUUCGUAACUGAGGAGUUCGAAGCACUCUUUGAGAUGGAACUCCUGCACGAGGGGGUGUACAUCAAGUAUCGGUGUGGUAAUUGCAGCAGGCUAUUUUGA